Messenger RNA from Triticum aestivum (bread wheat), 1713 nucleotides. Its product is annotated as acyl-coenzyme A thioesterase 13. The coding region runs from base 38 to 598 and encodes 186 amino acids. The record is from RefSeq and is a predicted model, not a curated record. The transcript is spliced from 3 exons. NCBI's taxonomy places the organism in Eukaryota, Viridiplantae, Streptophyta, Magnoliopsida, Poales, Poaceae. Gene Ontology annotation, molecular function: fatty acyl-CoA hydrolase activity.
AAAGGGAUCGUCAGCAGAGUAGCGGGAGCAGCUGGGUAUGGCCGACUCCCCAGGAUUAGCUCGUGCUCAUGACGUCCUGCGCGUGAGCGCCGACAACCGCGCGCGGGUGGACGCGCUCUCCUCCGCCGCGUCCGCAUACGUAUCGGCGGCUUCUCCUCAUCUGUCGCCGAGUUUCUUCGAGGGGUUCGCGCUGCGCAGGAUCCGCGUCCUCAGCGUCCACCCGGGGAUCAUCCACUGCUCCUACCACGUCCCUCCAAGCCUCACCGACUCCAGCACCGGCUGCCUCGCCGCCGGCGUUGUGGUGGCCCUAGUGGACGAGAUCGGCUACGCCGCCGCCAUCUCCCACGCCCAAAACUUCAAGGUCUCCGUGGACAUGUCCGUCGCCUUUCCCGAUCUCUCCCAGGCCCGCGCAGGGGACCGCCUGAGCAUAACGGCGAGGGUGCUCGGGCACAAGGGCGCCUACUCCGGCACGCACGUGCUCCUCACCAACGCCAGCACCGGCAAUGUCGUUGCCGAGGGCAGGCACUCCAUCUUCGGUAACCUGAAGAAAGCACCGCUCAAGCCAGCAGCCACUACUAGUCUUAAAAGCAACUUGUGAUUCUGCCGACGGGGCUUGCCUGCGCCCCCGGCGUGCGCCCAUCGGUGCGCCGCUGACACGCGUCACCCAUCCAUGCCUCCGCCUCCCGUGGCCCUUUUUAGCCGCAGAAAAAAAAACCUGAAAAUACCCAUCGACUAGUACAACGCUGCCCCGUCGUAUUCCUCACCUCUUUCACUUCCCAUAGAAAAAAUGCUACUGUAGUACUACUGCCUUCUUUCCCCUCGAGAACUCAGACAUGGAGCAAGCAUGGAGGACGGAGAGGAUGAAGCCGUCGGAUGUCCUCCCCCUGCAGCCGCGCCCCUUUCCCUCUCACCGGAUGGCAAUUCCCCCCGCCGGUGGCCUCAUCCUUGUCUCGCCGGACGCGCAGCGGAUCACCAGCUCGAGCGCUCCGUCCCGGACAUGGAGGAGCUGGAUCCUGGGAGCUGAGCUCCGCGACGCGCCUGACCAGCUCGAGCGCUCCAGCCCGGGACCGGGAGGAGGUGGAUCCUGGGUGGCGCAGCUGUCUCGAUUAGCUCGAGCGCGGCAACUCGUACCCGUACAUGGAGGCGGUGGAUCCCGGGUGGCGCAGCCGCUGCCUUGAGCGUGCUGCAGGUCAGCCAGAGGCGGCAGACCUGGAUGCUGGAAGCUCCUCCGGCUCACGAUGGAGUGCUCUGGCCGUUCGUUUGUCCGUUCGGAAGGAUAUUCAGCUCUACCUCCACGGCAGACAAGACACAUCCACACAGAUGGAGACUAGAAAGAUGAAAGGAGGAUAUGAAGAAUACAAGUGAGAAUCUCACUUUUGGUGUUUCUGAUCCAUUAUCAUCAUGGUUCCCAUGUCCACUCCCUGGAGAAGCCAUCAGGGAAGACAAGAAGAUCCUUCUUCAAUCUCUAGGUCGCUCCAGACUCCAGACGUUGCAUCUGCUUGACGCCACUGAUUGAUGAAUGAUAAGAAUCUUUAGUUGUUUCAACAGUCUCUGUUAAUCUUUGUAUUUUCUGAUUGAUUCCAAUGCAGCAGCGUGAGAUUUGGAGACAAGGAUGCAGUCCUCUGUAUCCCUGAUUAUUGGUAGGAUUAAGAGAUUUGAUUUGACAGGAUUAAGAGAUCUGAUUGGGUGGGAUUAUUUCCCUCCAUUUUUGUA